AUGUCAUCGGGGCCGCAAAUUUUGCGAAUCAAGCGGAAGAGGACGGAAGACCCGUUGCAGGCACUUCUAGUGGAGAACCGUGGCUCGAAGCGGUCGAAGCCGGCGAACUACGUGUUCAAAUUGACCAGAACAGAUGAGACCAAUAACGACGUUGACGGGUCCAAAAUUUUGGAGCGAGACGAAUCGACGACCGGCAGGAAAGUGUUCAGCAUUCCAAAGAAAGAUGACGAGGUCGACCCCCAGCUGAUGGAGAUGUUACAGGACUAUCUCCGAACCAGCGACGUCAAGGAGGAACACCAUAAGCCUCCAAAAAGACGAAUGUCGAACGCCUCUGCAGAAGUGGAAAAGCCGCCAGUCCCCGUCCAGGAGGAUAACGACUACGUCUACGACGUUUACUAUCGGGACAAGGCGGUGACAGAGCAAUGGGAGAAGGACAAGAUAGGAUACAUUCAGUUUGACGAAGACGAUAUGGAGACGAUUGACGAGCAGGAGGAAAUUGCAGAACAGACCGACGACGAAGACUCGAACGACGAGAACUUCUACCGAAACGACUAUCCCGAGGACGAGGACGGAGGAUACGAGGACAGCGAGUUUGAGGAGCCGAGCGACGACCAGGACGACGAGUUCGACAUCCUGCACGACCGGCGCCGGUUCAGUGUUCAGGAUGUGCGGGAGACAGAAGGUCUGACGGAGGAGGAGGUGGAGGAACUGUACAAUAGGUUUGACGAGAGCGUGCUAGAGGACUAA
This is a messenger RNA of Ogataea angusta, 747 nucleotides long. RefSeq lists its product as uncharacterized. Gene Ontology annotation, cellular component: cytoplasm. Gene Ontology annotation, biological process: protein import into nucleus. Lineage: Eukaryota; Fungi; Ascomycota; Pichiomycetes; Pichiales; Pichiaceae. The transcript has a single exon. Bases 1 to 747 code for a protein of 248 amino acids. The record is from RefSeq and is a predicted model, not a curated record.